CACUCUUUCCCUUUCUCUGCUCCCUUGCUCAUGGCGAACGAUAAACCACGCGCAUCAAAGAGACGCAAGGUAGAGCUAAAGCCCUCCGCUGAAGCUCAGAGCGCAGAAGCAUCGGCCACAUUUCUCAGGCCGCUCCCUCCCGCCGUGCUUCUCAUAUCUCUCCCCGCGCUAUUGGCUCACCCUCCAAAUCACAAAUACUAUAUUCCGUCUCUAGUGCUCUCUCUUACCGCUCUGAGGAAGUGCUUGACUUUGUCUGGGCUGUCACCGGAGAUCGAGUGCCGUGCUUGGACUGGCCUGGCGGAGAUUGGCAUGAAGGUUAUCAGCGGUGGACUAAGCCAGAGUGAAGACUGCCCGUGGGCUCUAGGGAUUGAAACUGAGGUAGAGAAGGCUAUAAGCAAAGGCUCUAUCAUCGCACAGAAGCAUCCAUCUCUCCGUCCAUACAAACUGCAUCUUUCCCUACUCCAGGUGCAGCUCUCGCAAUGGCAACACAAAUCUAAAUUUGCCCGCACUCAGCUUCGGAAGCUCUUCACCUCCUUCCUGCCCAGCGAUCCACCUCAUGCUAUCUAUUCCGUCCAUCUCGCAUACAUCAAUCUCCUCCUUACUCCUUCAUCGACCAGCACACCCAGUUCGUCAUCCGCGCCGCCAUCCACACCAGUCGAUAGUCCGCAGGACAUACACGCGGCGUUGAGUGCAGUUGAGGCUCUCGCGGGCGUGGCCCAUGGCAAAGGUCACAAAGGCAUGGUUCUCCUCUCGCGCGUACUCCGCCUCCGCAUCCUCGUCGCUGCGAACAUGUGGGCCGACGUGCCGGAAGCACUCCAGGCAGCGGAGAAGGCACUGGGACUGUCCUAUCAAGCUGCAGCCACGCCGAAGCCUCGUAAGCCUGGAGAACAAGACGAGUUCAUCACAUUCGAAGACACCUUCGAAUCGGCCAUGGUGGUGCACUUGCUCAUGAUGGCCGUGAUUUUCUACACGCACGUAGGGAAUGCAGCGGAAGCGUCGCCGAGGCUGUCUCAUCUACAUGCGCUGAUGGAUUCGGGCGUCCUGGAUAAAUUCCCCGAUGGCAUGGUCGAGAUUCCCCUGCCGAAGUCUGCCCCCGUCGUCCUACAAGUGACACACCCACGCAUUCUGUUCCUCCUCACCUUCCUCGUGAGCGCGACUUCUAAGCGCGACGCAGUCGGGCGGAAGCCGAAGCGCAAGGUCUUUGCCCAAGCAGGUUUAGACGCAUGGGACAAUCAUCACAAUAGUGAGAUUUCUUUUGCUCUAUGGGCAGGAAUCGGCGAUGUAGAGGAGGUUGAGCAGCGCUUGGCCAGAAUCCGAGCAGACCUUUUGUGCGAGGUAAUUGCUCUCUCAAUCAUGCGUAGUGAAUUUGAUUCCGCAAAAGAGAACCUCAACAUCCUUAUCGCACACGCCCGCACCUAUGACAUCUUCCCUCUCUUCGCCGCUCGCAUCGCGCUCCAUCAUGGCCACCUCGCACAUGCCCUUGGUCAGUUCGCACGCGCCUCCCAAUGCUAUCAGGCCGCCGCCAGCCACUCCGAGCCCGAUAGUUUCGUGCACGUAGCCGCUCGCGCGAGCGGUUUCGCGCUCCGGCUCGGACUGAAGCAACGUGAGCGUGGCGCGCUGAACGAGGGUGAAGAUGAGGACGCGCUUCCGUACGACCGAGAUAUGGUGGACGAGGGUAUGCACAUCGCGCAGGCCUGUAAAGGCAUGGGCGGCACGCUCGAUGCGGUUGGACAAGUGCUGCUGGCAUGCCUGACGCCAGAAAUCCUCGCGGCGAAGCAACAUCUGAAGAAAGCCCUGAAUCUGGCGACGGUGGCGCGGGACAACCACUUGCGAGCACUGAUUCUCGCGUUGAUCGCUUCGCAUUACUUCCACACCGCGGGUGAUCAUGCCCUCGAGAUGCUGCAGACAUGCGAACAGCUUGCCGCGGGGCUGGGCGCGCCUGCCGAUAGGUCGAAACCUGAUCCAAGCUCCAAGGAUGCGGUUGUGCCAGUAGGGAACGCACCGUUGGGUUUGUGGGUGGGGGAGCGCUUCCUAGAGCUGUUUAGGAGAGCAGGGAAGGAAGCGCGUGUACAGAAGCAGCUGGCACACAACAAUCAACUUUCCAAAGCAGUAGAAGACCUUGCCCGUCGUGGAGCGGAAGGGCGACCCCCCUCAAAGAACACGUCUUAGCCUAAUAGCUUUGUCGCGGAAUCUGCUGUCUGUCGUAUCAUAUCCCGCAUUGUAAUCACCAGCACGCACAACUCUCCAUGGAUCUUUCGCCGUAGUCAUCGUCAACCCCUGCUCUCGCGCUGUGUAUAUUGCUACUAUGCUAGUUAUGUUAUCGUUAUUCGCAUUCAUACCUGUAUCUGUAUCCCGCAGUCGUCUGGAAUUUUGAUGCACUGACAAGACCUGU
Molecule: messenger RNA, 2392 nt
Organism: Fomitopsis serialis
Lineage: Eukaryota; Fungi; Basidiomycota; Agaricomycetes; Polyporales; Fomitopsidaceae
Exons: 10
Coding region: 31-2169 (712 amino acids)
Biological process (GO): mitotic sister chromatid cohesion; maintenance of mitotic sister chromatid cohesion
Cellular component (GO): SMC loading complex; chromatin
Molecular function (GO): double-stranded DNA binding
Source: RefSeq, a predicted model, not a curated record